GUAUUUUGUUUUUAUGUGUGUGUAUCUAACAAUAUUUAAGUUUAAUUUUAAUUUUCCGGCUGCCUAUUAAUAAUUUAUAACGAAUAUUUCUCCGAAGUCUGCAGUGGUAUAUAAAACAUUUCAGAUUAAAAUGAGAGACAGUAUCACCUAAGUAAUAUUAUAAUAAGGUAUUUGUAUAUAAUCGAAGAGUUCGUGAAAAAUAAUAUUCUAAAUACUAUAAUGGAUUCUAGACACAGUACGCCGGUUUCUGAAGGCAAUCAAAGUGUUUUGAAAAAGUCAAAAUUUGUUUGGAAAUCUAAGUCUUCAAAUACAAUCUCAACUCCACCAAGUUCAAAGAAUUCCAUGAGCUUGAAGAAUGCUUCUCAGAGAGAUAAAGGAAUGAAUAAUUUUAUGGAUGUGGGUGAAUUAAAUGGUAUACCUUCGAAAAUUUUAUAUAGUCCAAAAAUACAUGCAAUUAAAGAACCUAAGAGUCCACAAUCUGUUGAAAUAAAUAACACUGAUAAAGAUAAUGAUUCAUAUGAAGUCUUUGACAAAACAGUACCUGAUUUCCUUUUAAAAAUUGCUGAUCAUACAGCGUUGAAGAAACAUGAUAUGGUUGAGAACGUUACUAGCAAAGAAAUAGAAGAUUGUAAAAUAUUGUAUAUUCAGUUGUUAGAAAAAAUAAGCAAAGCCUUUAGGAGAUUGUCUGAUUUGACUAAAAAUGUGUUACAUGGGUAUAAUGAUGAAACAUACAAAAGUGUGAAUCAGAUUGAAAUUAAAUUAAAAUCAAUAAUACAAAGUCAAGGGCAACAUAAUGAACAUCAAAGUAAUCAUUUAAAUGUUAAUAGCACCAUUCAACAAGCGACUAAUUCGUCUACAUUUUGUAUUUCGGAUGAUGAGUCAUUGCAAGCUCUAAAGCUGAGUGAGGGGAGUGCUGAUGAUUGCAAAUCAUUUCCCUCGAGCCCAUCGUUUUCUGAAAACCAAAAAGGCAUCAAAUCUAAAGUAAUUGGUAAACGAUCUUUAUCCUUAAAUUCAAAUUCCUCAAAUAAUGAUUCGAUGCAUAACAUUUAUAGCAAUCAAGCUGAGGCAGAAACAACAGGAACUAAAAAAAAAUUCGUAGUUAAACGGCCUUCAUCUGUUAUCUUUAAAGAAUUGAGCGAAAAAUCAACGAUAUCAAGCAUUCCUUCAAAUACAUUAGAAAGAGUUAAAAACGCUUCAGAGAAGUUGCAGCCACUACAAACAGAACGUCCGUCAAAAUGCAGCUUUGUACCGGCAAGUUCAGUACCCUUUCAACCUCCGGAAUUAAGCAAAGCCUUGUCAUGUUUCCCCUCGUCAGAUGCGGAGUCGUCUAUAAAUAGGAACACUUCUUUUGAAUCUGAUUUCGAUGAGGAAACAAAUGUGAUUUCUGUCAAUGACUCAUUGCCGGAUCGUUCGAAUAACGAUGAAAGUGAAAGACAUAUAUUGAUUGACGACGACGGGUGGCAGGUGUACGAUCCCGGUAUGUUUGGCGAAGAAAAUAAUAUUGAUUCGAAUGAACAAUCCGCUACCCAAUUACAAGAUAAUUUAAUGGAUCAAAACGAGAAUGACCAUGCGGCGGUAUAUGAAGGAAUGGGAGAGUUUCAUCCUGGAACGAUAAAUGAUGGAAUAACAGGUGAAUUUGACGGCUUAAACUAUCCUCACUCGGAUCGUAUGAUGCAAAAGUUAAGAGAAAAGUUUGGUCUUAGAUCCUUUAGACCCAAUCAGCUGCAAGUAAUCAAUGCUGCACUGCUGGGACAUGACUGCUUCGUUCUCAUGCCUACGGGCGGUGGUAAAUCGCUGUGCUACCAAUUACCUGCUAUCUUGACCCCCGGCUUGACUGUCGUUGUAUCUCCGUUGAGGUCGCUGAUUUUAGAUCAAGUCAACAAAUUAAACUCGCUCGAUAUUUCUGCGGCCUACUUUUCCGGCGAACAAUCAGCGGCGGAGGCAAACGAAAUAUACUACCAACUAUCGUUAGCGGAGCCGACAAUUCGGCUGCUCUAUGUGACGCCGGAGAAGCUCAGCAGCUCAGAAAAGUUUCAAAAUACACUUAAUAUGCUUUAUUCUCGAGACCUCAUUGCAAGGUUCGUGGUGGACGAGGCUCACUGCGUGUCCACGUGGGGCCACGACUUCCGAAAGGACUACAAGCGCUUGGGCGAGCUGCGGCGCCGCUUCCCGCGCGUGCGCCUCAUGGCGCUCACGGCCACCGCCACGCCGCGCGUGCGCACCGACAUCCUGCACCAGCUCAAGGUGACAAAUUGCAAAUGGUUUCUAUGCAGUUUCAACCGAUCAAACCUUUCUUAUGAGGUUCUGGAAAAGACACCGAAAGACGUAAACAAGGACAUUAUUAAGGUGAUCCGCCAGAGGUUCGCCGGGCUGUCGGGCAUCGUGUACUGCCUGUGGCGCAAGGAGUGCGAGGCGCUGGCGCUGGAGCUGCGCAAGGCGGGGCUGCAGGCGGCCGCCUACCACGCCGGCCUGCAGCCGCGCGCGCGCGAGGACGUGCAGGCGGGCUGGCUGGCCGACCGCUACGCCGUGAUCUGCGCAACGAUUGCCUUCGGUAUGGGCAUCGACAAGGCGGACGUGCGCUUCGUGAUACAUCACAGCCUGCCCAAGUCGGUGGAGGGCUACUACCAGGAGGCGGGCCGCGCAGGCCGCGACGGAGAGCCCGCCGCCUGCCUGCUGUACUACAACUACUGCGACGUGACCCGCAUUCGGCGCAUGCAGGAGAAGGAGAGAAGCACAACGAAGGAAGCGAGACAGGUGCACCUGGACAACCUGAUGCUCAUGGCGCAGAUGUGCGAGAACGUGUCGGAGUGCCGGCGCGUGCAGGUGCUGGCCUACCUGGGCGAGCACUUCCCGCGCGAGCGCUGCGUGCGCGGCCGCGCGCCGUGCGACACGUGCCGCCGCGCCGCGCGCCGCGCGCCCGUCGACGUCACGCCCGACUGCGUCACCAUCGCGCGCGCCGUGCGCGAGCUGCGCCGCCCCUACACGCUGCUGCAGCUGGCCGACGCGCUGCGCGGCUCCCUGCAGCAGCGCGUCGCGCAGCUGCAGGGCAACCCCUUGCACGCGCUAUGUAAGACGUGGGCGCGCGGCGACGCGCAGCGACUGCUGCGGCAACUUCUGUUCAAGAAAGUACUGCGCGAGCGUAUCGAGAUAACCAACGACAUUUCCAACGCAUACAUCACAGCCGGACCGGAAUUAGACAGAUUGCUAGCGGGUGAAAUGAAAAUUGAGUUCGAUAAGCAACCGCAAUCCCAGCCAACGACGGCUGUGGCCGCGCCGGCUCGCGCCGCCACCGACGCGGCCAGCGCGGGCAUCACCGCGAGACUCGAGAAUCUCAAAAAUCGCUGCUACGCCGAUCUGGUCGAAGCCUGCAGACAGAUGGCGCAGGAGCGCGGCGCGACGCUGACGACGCUGUUCCCGCAGGCGUCGCUGCGGGCCAUGGCCAAGAGCCUGCCCGAGACGGCGGAGGCCAUGCUGGCGCUGCCGCACGUCACGCGCGCCAACUACGACAAGUAUGGACACCGUUUGCUGCGCAUCACUUCUGAUUAUUCGGUCGAAAAGCUAGGUAUUCUGAUGGAAUACCAGGAUGAACUGGAGAUGCAUUCGGCUGAGACGUCGGCCUCAAACCCAACCUGGAGUCCCAAGACCAAAACAAAGACUCGUCGAGCACGCAACACUGGUGCGCGUAGAGGAGGGGUACAGAAGAGAACGAAACGUGAGGGCUCGACGUUCACAAAGACUAAAGCGGCUCUGAACACGUCGAGGGCGCGCAAGCAGACGCGCGAGCGAGUGGCGCGCGCCGUGCCGGUGGCAGGAGGUAGCAGGCUAGGCGCUAUGCCGAUGCCUCGUGCGAGCGCGGCGACGACUCGCCCCGGCGUGUUACAUUCCAGACUAAACUUCAUGUAAACACCGCUUUCUUGAAGACAAUAAAAAACACAUGGACACAUUACUUGUAUACAUAUGAAUUUCAUGCCUAAUUUAUAAAAUUAAACUAUGUGAUUAAUACUCGGUUGCUAUAUUCAAGAAACGAUUCGUUUUGCUUCCGGAUAGUGAUAUUGUCUAUGACGCA
Molecule: messenger RNA, 4066 nt
Organism: Vanessa tameamea
Lineage: Eukaryota; Metazoa; Arthropoda; Insecta; Lepidoptera; Nymphalidae
Gene: Blm
Product: recQ-like DNA helicase Blm
Exons: 20
Coding region: 220-3903 (1227 amino acids)
Biological process (GO): double-strand break repair via homologous recombination; DNA replication
Cellular component (GO): chromosome; cytoplasm; nucleus
Molecular function (GO): nucleic acid binding; ATP binding; 3'-5' DNA helicase activity
Source: RefSeq, a predicted model, not a curated record